Harmonia axyridis is the source of this 970-nucleotide messenger RNA. RefSeq lists its product as uncharacterized. Bases 100 to 792 code for a protein of 230 amino acids. Lineage: Eukaryota; Metazoa; Arthropoda; Insecta; Coleoptera; Coccinellidae. The transcript has 4 exons. The record is from RefSeq and is a predicted model, not a curated record.
UGUCAUUUCCAUGUUGCUGCGAUCUUAGUUGGAGUUCUCAAUACAAUAUGCCAUAUUAUACAUUCGUGUUCAGUGCAGUGUGAAAGUACUUGUAUUAAAAUGGAUUCGUUUCAAGAAACCUUCAAUGAUCUUGAAAACGAACUAAUUUCCGAUUUUAGGAGAAAGAGACUGAAUUUCUACAAGGAAGAAAAUGCCAGAUUCGAAGAAUGUCUUACACGGGUUGGAUUGAUGCAUGACCAUAGUCCUACUUGGGACUUAGAUUCAGUAGAAUCGGUUAAUGCGUUAAAAGAACUCAGCAGUGCCCAACAGUAUUUCGAAACGUCUGAAUGUAGCGCUGAAGCUAUGGCGUUGUCAUACAUCGAACAAAAAAUCGAAGAUAAUUAUUGUAUAAAAACCUUGAAGAGCGAUAUUAAUAUUUAUGUGGGAUUGAACGAGGAACUGGAAAAGGAUAUCAAAACAUUAACAAGGCAACUAGAUGAGGCAAAGAAAAAUAUGAAUGAAGCAUUCAAUGUAUCAAAGGAUAUCCAUAUUAUGAAUAAAAAAAAUGAAGGCUAUGCAAAAGAUCUGGAAAAAUUUAAAAAAAAGUAUCCUUGGUUGGAAAAUCCUCAAUUAGAAUUGACUCACAUCGCUAAAGAAACCCAAACUCUGUUGAGUAUGCUAGAAGAAAAAGAAGCCUUGGAAAAGGAAUUCUCGGUUUAUGAAGGCUUGAGCCCUGAUAAACAAGAAGCAUUGCGUCAAAGAAAUGAAAUGAAAAAGAAGAAACAAAUAUUAGAUGCACUCAGGAAGCGGUGAAAAUUUACUUAUAUUUUUAUAAAGCUUUCAUGUUGUCAUUUUUCCAGGAAGAAAGGCAUUAAUCGCCUUUUCAAUAUUAUAAUAAUAUCUCUAUUUUCCUUGAAAUAUCAAAGUGAUUUACUGCAGUAUUUAUUAGUUUCCAAUAAUUAUAUUUUUGAAUAUAAUUCUUUAUUCUGUA